Molecule: messenger RNA, 2316 nt
Organism: Paramecium primaurelia
Lineage: Eukaryota; Ciliophora; Oligohymenophorea; Peniculida; Parameciidae
Source: the annotation of a GenBank genome assembly
AUGAGUCAGUUUGAAACCAAUUCACAAUCUUAGAUACCAUUUUAAGAAAGAAGCAAACUCAAUUCGAAUCGUUAAUUAGGGACAUCUAACACAUUUAAUGGUUAAAAUCAAAAAAUUUUGGACUAAAACGAGUAAUGAUGAUAUUUUCUAAUAUUAUAGAUCAGUUCCUUAAAGAUCUACAUAACCAAAUAAGUAAUGUAUGUAAUUAAUUUAAGCUAUGGAAAUUUAUAAACAAGUUCUUAAUUGUCUUAAUACCCAUAAUUUAACUAUCCAUUAAUGGGUUAAUAAACAAUGAAAGAUCAAGAUUAAUUAGAGUAAAUACAAAAAUUGACAAAAGAAAAUGAUACAUUAAAGUAAGAAAGAUAAUUUAAUUAGAUAUUAGUGGAGAGCACUUGAAUAGGAAAAUUAAAAAUUGAAGAGUGACAAGUAUUUUAAUCUAAUGUAUAAUUUAGUAUUCAAUUGAAUUCAAGAGACAAAUCAAAUAUGAAUGAAAUUUAAGAAUUAUAGUAAAAUAUUAUAUUAUAUAUAUCUAGAGAUCAAAUAUUGAUAUUAAAAAAUGAAAAUAAAAGAUUAACAAAUACAAUUUAAGAAGAUCAAUAUUUGUUGAUAGAUUUAUAGAAAUUAAGGAAAUAAGCAGAUUUUAAUAGGGGGCUUGAAAAUUAGAUAACUGAUUUAGAAUAAUAAUUUGCAAAUGUUAGCAAAUAAUUAUAGGAAUAAAAAAGAUAGAAUGCUUUUUAAGAGUCUGAACUUUAAAAUCAAAAAGAAAUCCUUGAAAAAUACAAAACAUAAGUUAGAGAUUAAACUUUAGGAUUUGAAUAAUAAGUGUAGAAAAAUGAGUAAUUGUUGAGCGAUAAUCGAAAAAUGAAAAUGGCGUUAGAUUCAAUUAACAAAGACUUAAAACAAGAAUAAGAGUAAAAUUAAAUGUUAAAUCAAAAAUUAACUUAAAUUUCUUCAGGAGCUAAAGAUUAAUUAAAUAAUUUGUAAAAGAACUUAUCUAAUCUUAAUUUUUAAAAUGAAUAAUUGAAAAAUUAAAUCACUCAAUUAUAAUAAAAGGAAAAAGAAUUAUAAAUAUCUUAAAAUCUUAAUAUUUAAUAAGAAAAUAAGAUAAGAUAAAUGAAUUAACAAUUAAGUGAAUGUAAUUUUACUAUUUUUAUUAUUUAGAAUAGAGAUAAAUUGAAUAAAAUAAUAUGAUUAUUUCAAAUGGAAAAGUAGAAUAUACUAAAUUGACAACUAAAUGUCAAUAAUAAGAUCAAGAAAUUUGGAAAUUAAAAGAACAAAUAAAUAAUUUGACAUAAUAAAAUACUUUAAUAUCAAAUAAAUGUACAUAGUUUGAAAGAAGUAUGGAAGAUAGUUUAUAAAAAUCAUAAAUGUUAUCAUCAGAUCUAAAAGGAUAAUUGGAGAAAUGGAAAAGUUAUGGAAAUUAAUUAGAAUAAGAAGUAAAGAAAAGAGAAACUGCUAUUUUAAAUUUAGAAAAUGAUUAUAUGAAAACAGAAACUUAAUUAAAAUAAGCUUUAGAAAUUCAAACUCAAUUAAAGAACGAAAGAAAUAUUUAAAUAGGAAAAUUAAAAGAAAUGCAUGCUGAUCUAUUGGUUUAUGAAAAAAAGUGUGAUUAAUUAGAAAGAGGUAUUCAAUUAAUAUAUUUUUAGAUAUCAUAACACUUUAAACUUAAAUUAAAGGAUAAUAAUAAAAUUAAGAUAGAUUAGAACAUGAAAAAUAAAUACUAAAUUAAGAGAUUAAAUAAUUAAUAGAAGAUUUACGUAGAAUAUAAAAUUAAUAUGAUUUAAAAACUAGAGAUUUUGAAUCAUUACUUUAGAAACAUGAAUAAGAAAGUAGUUUAAGAGAUAGAGAUAUAUAAAAUUUGAGAGCUUAAAAUUCUACUUUGACUGAAAGAAAUAUUGCUUUGGAACAUGAAUUGGCAAGAGAAAGAGUAAUAAUAUAUUCUAUAUUUAAAAUUAGGAUAAAUAAUUAUAAUUAGAUUCUAAAAUUAGAACUUUAGAAAAUGAGAUACAUAAUUUAAAUUUUUAAUAAACUCUUAAAUAGUAGUAUUCAUGGAAUACUGAACCUUAAUUAAGUAUUGGAAAUUAAAAACCAUUGUUUACAGAAUUAAGCUAGGGUUAUUAAUCUCCAUAAGCAAAUUAUUAAGGAAUUAAUUCUCCAGUUUAUAAUCAAUCUGGAAUUUAGGUUUAAUCCAAUUAAAAACCUACAGAAGUUUCGAAUUAUGGUGGUGAACAUUUACGUAACAAUUCGUCACAUCAAAUAAAAAGCAAAAAUUACGAUUUGAGAUUCCAGAAUUAAUCUUAAAAUUAAUAACAUUGA